Molecule: messenger RNA, 980 nt
Organism: Condylura cristata (star-nosed mole)
Lineage: Eukaryota; Metazoa; Chordata; Mammalia; Eulipotyphla; Talpidae
Gene: ZSWIM7
Product: zinc finger, SWIM-type containing 7
Exons: 5
Coding region: 80-517 (145 amino acids)
Biological process (GO): double-strand break repair via homologous recombination
Cellular component (GO): Shu complex
Molecular function (GO): zinc ion binding
Source: RefSeq, a predicted model, not a curated record
ACCGCGGGAGGUCUCCACCUACCUGCUGCGGGAUCCCAGCCCCCGCUCCUUGGGAGGAGGCUACGAUCUGAGUGCAGUCAUGGCCGUCGCCUCGUCGGCGCUCACUCUGCCGACGGUCGUGGAGGAGCUGCUGCGCGAGAUGGCGGCGGCGGUGCGGGAGAGCGCGCGAAUUCCUGAUGAGCAUCUGUUAUCGCUGAAAUUUAUCUUUGGCUCAUCAGCAUUCCAAGCCUUGGACCUAGUCGAUCGACAAGCCAUCACCUUAAUCUCUUCACCCAGUGGAAGGAAUGUUUACCAGGUACUUGGAAGUUCUGGUAAAACAUACACAUGUUUGGCUUCUUGUCAUUACUGCUCGUGUCCUGCAUUUGCCUUCUCAGUGCUACAGAAGAGUGACAGCCUACUGUGCAAGCAUCUCUUGGCAGUUUACCUUAGUCAAGUUACACAGACCUGUCAGCAGCUAAGUGUCUCUGACAAGCAAUUGACUGACAUAUUAUUGAUGGAGAAGAAACAAGAAUCAUGAACAUCAUGUUUUAAAACAAGUUCUAUCAAUAAAUGCCAUUUAACCAGCUGUGGCUCAAAUGGGAGAAAGGUGAAACAGGCCUUUGAGAAGCUUGUUAUUAUCCCCUUUCCCUGCUGGACUACAGGAGCUGUAGCUUGGAACCAGUAUGUGUAGGGUUUAAGGCCCUAUAUGUCUCCUUCUGGAAAAUCCAAACCAACCUCUGUGCUCCCUGGGUAAACACUUUCUUGGAUGGAAUCAAACAUUUUAGACCCAAAGUCUAGUAUCAUGUCUUAUACACAGUUAGUUAGGUUCUUAAAUGCCUUCAGUGACUACUAGUUUUUAAGAAGUUGGAGUGGGAGCCCUCCCUGGUGGUGCAGUGGGCUAGACCACUGCACUGCCAAACCAAACUGUAGUGGCUUCAGUGUGAGUUCAGUCCCAGCCCCGGAGGUGACCCACAUGGUGCAGCAGACCUCUCCUGUCUCAC